UUUCUCUAGGGCUUAAGAGGAGCAAAUCCCAAACCUUCACAUCUAAAUGCUCGGAGAAGUCCCAGUCUACACACAAUCUCUUCCCGGCUCUAAAUCUCUUUCAAUUCAGGUUAAGCUUCUCUUUUUAUUACAGAUUAUAGGGAAUGAUCUCCCACUGUAUUUCUACGGUUAUCCUUUUAACACAUUUUGCUCUUUCUAGCUAGGGUUAUUUUCUCUGGUUUCAUGGGGUCAGGAAACAGCUGUCUUGGGUUUUUCGGUUGGAGUCAUCCCCAGACCAAAUCUUUGCUAUGUUUUCUUACAGAAGCUCACAGUUGUCCCUAGCCUGGGCACCUAAACCUUGGAGCAGCUAUCAAGAGAAGCUGCCUUUCGAUGCUGAGUGGCCGGGAUAAGCCUGAAGAUUGUCUUCUCAAAGUUCAUUGAAGGCCAGAAGGAGCAUCACCUUGAUCAUCCAAAGCCAAAGAGGAAAACCAUUUCGCUGAGCAUGAUGUCCUACAUCAAGCAACCACAUUAUGCCGUCAACGGGUUAACUUUGGCCGGACCUGGGAUGGAUUUAUUGCAUUCAGCUGUUGGAUACCCCACGACUCCACGGAAGCAGAGACGAGAGCGCACCACCUUCACGCGGGCCCAACUAGAUAUCCUGGAGGCCCUGUUUGCAAAGACCCGCUACCCGGAUAUCUUCAUGCGCGAAGAGGUUGCCCUGAAGAUCAAUCUGCCUGAAUCCAGAGUCCAGGUGUGGUUCAAAAACCGCCGGGCCAAAUGUCGCCAGCAGCAACAACAGAGCAGUGGACAGGCCAAAGCCCGGCCGGCUAAGAAGAAAAGCUCUCCGGCCCCUGAGACCAGUUCCGAAACCAGUGCCAAUGGGCAGUACAGUCCUCUGCCCACCGGCACCUCGGUGGCCCCCAGCUCGAGCGCCAGCGCCACCGUCUCCAUCUGGAGCCCGGCUUCCAUCUCGCCGCUCCCAGACCCACUGGCUUCCUCCACCACCCCCUGCAUGCAGAGGUCAGCUGCCUUCCCCAUGACCUACACCCAGGCGCCGGGUUACACCCAGACCUACGCUGGCUCGACUUCCUACUUCAGUAGCCUUGACUGCAGCUCCUACCUGUCUCCUAUGCACCCUCAGCUCUCCGCACCUGGCGCAGCCCUGAGCCCCCUGGCCACCCCAACCAUGGGCAGCCAUCUGAGUCAGUCCCCGGCUACCCUCUCCAGCCAGGGCUACAGCGGCGCAGGCAUGGGCUUCAGCUCGGUGGAUUGCCUGGACUACAAAGACCCCACCGCCUCCUGGAAGCUCAACUUCAAUGCCGCCGAUUGCUUGGAUUACAAAGAUCAAAGUUCUUGGAAGUUCCAGGUCUUGUAAAUGGCAGGCCUGGAGACCCGCCUAGGAGGAAGCUCUCAUUUUGCCUCGAUCUUGUCUUGGUGGGUCAACCAUUCUCUUCUCUCCGCUCUUGAACUGAGAUAUUCUGCCUCUUUGCUCAAUCUUCUCGUCUUUUCCUUUUCCCUUUCCC
Ahaetulla prasina is the source of this 1502-nucleotide messenger RNA. RefSeq names its product homeobox protein otx5. Gene Ontology annotation, molecular function: RNA polymerase II cis-regulatory region sequence-specific DNA binding; DNA-binding transcription factor activity, RNA polymerase II-specific. Gene Ontology annotation, biological process: regulation of transcription by RNA polymerase II; multicellular organism development. Gene Ontology annotation, cellular component: nucleus. NCBI's taxonomy places the organism in Eukaryota, Metazoa, Chordata, Lepidosauria, Squamata, Colubridae. The transcript is spliced from 4 exons. The coding region runs from base 482 to 1354 and encodes 290 amino acids. The record is from RefSeq and is a predicted model, not a curated record.